This is a messenger RNA of Megalops cyprinoides (Indo-Pacific tarpon), 2095 nucleotides long. RefSeq names its product NADPH oxidase activator 1 (gene noxa1). The transcript has 16 exons. Gene Ontology annotation, molecular function: superoxide-generating NADPH oxidase activator activity; protein binding. Lineage: Eukaryota; Metazoa; Chordata; Actinopteri; Elopiformes; Megalopidae. Bases 181 to 1797 code for a protein of 538 amino acids. Gene Ontology annotation, biological process: superoxide anion generation. The record is from RefSeq and is a predicted model, not a curated record.
UGACACUGCUGCCUGCUUCACCGUGCUCUUCACAUUCCUGUUCCAGCCUGCUAAGCAGAUCACCUGGAGCACCUGUCUGCGGACUUCCACACUACCUACGGCUGGUCGCUCCGCACCUGUCCGCAGAACUUCUCUUUCAAUCCCCACUGAGACUGUCACCUCAGCUGGGCACUGUGAGCCAUGCUGUAUACGGAGCUGAUCCGCCUGUGGGACGAGGCGGUGCAGGCCGUGGACUCGCGUGACUGGCAGGGGGCGCUCUCCAAACUGUCCGAGAUCACAGAGCCCACGUCCCGCACACUGUUUGUCAGCGCCUGCGUCUACCUCGCCCUGGGCCAGCUGGAGCCCGCCAUCAAGGCUCUGGACCAGGCCAUCGCUAAGGAUGAGCGGCUGGCAGUGGGCUUCUUCCAGAGGGCGGGGGUACACAUGCUGGCAGGCAGGCUGGAGGAGGCCAUGAGCGACUGCAUCUGGGCUCAGCAGCACAUGAGAGGGAACUCCGUCAUCGACUACAGGCAGCUGGGUCUCCGCUACAAACUCCAUGGCUGGCAGGUCUUGUAUAAUGCAGCGGCUGUCCACUGCAGGAUGGGUCUCUGGGACAAAGCCAUCAACCUGCUGGAGGGAGCCUCACAGGAGAAAGGUGGAGGACGAGGGGGUGCCCUGGAGGCGGCCCUGGAGAGUGUCUCUAGACGCGAGGUGCUGGCCCCCCUCCUGGUGCCAGAGGGGGAAGUAUUUCGCCCCAGGAAACAGGAUGUGGAGCAGCUGCAGCAGAGAGACUUCCUGGGCAAAGCCAAGGUCAUUUCCUCCAUAAUUCCCAACGAUGACUUUGGUGGUUUUGAACCACUCAGGCUGCAGAAACCAGGUUACUACGAGCCCAAGGUGGACGGAGCUCAGGAUUCUCGUUACAUGCGGCUUCGUGGGACCUACAUGGCCAGAAGCCCCGGGGAGCUGACCGUUCCCGCUGGAGGAGUGGUGUUUCUGUUCAGCGAAGGGGGCAGGGAUGGCCUCGCCACUGUCUUCUUCGACGGAAAGAGAGGCCUGCUGCCCAUGUCUAUGCUGGAGCCUGUGGAUGUCACCAGCCUCAAAGGCAAGAAGAAAACAAGGAGUGUUCCCAAUGGGAUCCCACUCCCACCAGGCCUAAAGCCUCCCACUCGCCCAAAGGCUCGGCCCAGCCCAGCAGCACCACAGCCGGUGUCUCCAAGUCUUGGAUCCCCACCUGCCUACACAAGCCAUCCGCCCUCCACCACCUCCACCCCACCCCCCGAGUACCCAUCUGUAGUAGACAGCCCCACUGAGCAGGGUCCUGGGUCAUCACAGGGGGAGGAUGGGGGAUCGGUCAUGGUGAAGGUGCACUUCAGCUACACCCUGGCUCUGAGUGUCCCAGUGGACACACCGUACAGCGAACUGCAAGAGCGAAUCGCCCGCAAAGUGGGGCAGCCGGCCUCACACCUGCGGCUCAGACACAGACAGCAUGGCUCCCAGGUCCUGAAGCCCCUAGAUGGAGGGGCGGGGCUUCGCGCACUGCUGGAGGGGGCGGAGACUAGCCGGGCCACGCUCUGGUGUCAGGCUGAAGAUCCUCUCCUGGGCAGAACUAUUCUCUACCAGGUGGUGGCACUGUAUGACUAUUCUGCACAAGGCCCAGAGGACUUGGAGUUCAGUGAGGGAGACACCAUAGACAUCCUGUCUGAAGUGAAUGAGGAGUGGCUGGAGGGACACACGGGUGGGAGCAUCGGCAUCUUCCCCAGGUGUUUCGCCUACUGUGACUCGGAGGGCACCGGCAGCAGCGCCAGCGGGGGCACGUGACGGGAGUGAAUGCGGAAAUCACGUGACCACGUCAUGUGACCUCUUACACUACAAGUCCAAUCAUCCAGAUGUCCGGCAGUCAGGCCGCUGUCAAAGUCUGUGAUUAUUACCCACACCACACUAAGAGGUGGUUCUGUCGGGAAGGGGUCUGCUCCCUCUCGGGGGAUCGGGGGACUCUGAAUCUACAUGUCUGUUAUUUUCAGGGUAACAGGUUGUCGAGUUUCUGCUGUUUACUUUUUACUUCAUUGCGUCUCUGUUAUGUAUUCAGCUAUGAUGAUUUCAAAAUAUAUCUAUCAUU